Molecule: messenger RNA, 3024 nt
Organism: Yarrowia lipolytica CLIB122
Lineage: Eukaryota; Fungi; Ascomycota; Dipodascomycetes; Dipodascales
Biological process (GO): endoplasmic reticulum unfolded protein response
Cellular component (GO): endoplasmic reticulum chaperone complex
Molecular function (GO): ATP-dependent protein folding chaperone; ATP binding
Source: RefSeq, a predicted model, not a curated record
AUGAAAGUCGCCCACAUCAUCCAGCUGGCGGCCAUGGUCGCCACGGCCCUCGCGGCGGUGCUGGCCAUCGACUACGGCCAGGAGUACACAAAAGCAGCCCUGCUGUCGCCCGGAAUCAACUUUGAGAUUGUGCUGACCCAGGACUCGAAACGAAAGCAGCCCUCUGCGAUCGGCUUCAAGGGCAAGGCCGACUCCAAGUUUGGACUCGAGCGGGUCUACGGCUCGCCCGCGGUGCUGAUGGAGCCCCGGUUCCCUAGCGACGUGGUUCUCUACCACAAGCGACUGCUGGGCGGACGGCCCAAGCUCGACAACCCCAACUACAAGGAGUACACACAGAUGCGACCCGCGUGCAUGGCCGUUCCAUCCAACUCGUCGCGGUCGGCCAUUGCGUUCCAGGUCAAGGACUCAGAGUGGUCCGCAGAGGAGCUGCUGGCCAUGCAGAUCAGUGAUAUCAAGUCUCGAGCUGACGACAUGCUCAAGACCCAAUCCAAGUCCAACACUGACACCGUCAAGGACGUGGUCAUGACCGUUCCUCCCCAUUUCACCCACUCCCAGCGUCUCGCCCUUGCUGAUGCCGUCGAUCUCGCCGGCCUCAAGCUCAUUGCUCUCGUCUCUGAUGGAACCGCCACCGCCGUCAACUACGUGUCCACCCGAAAAUUCACCGACGAAAAGGAGUACCACGUGGUCUACGACAUGGGUGCUGGCUCCGCCUCCGCCACCCUCUUCUCCGUCCAGGACGUUAACGGAACCCCCGUCAUCGACAUUGAGGGUGUGGGAUACGACGAGGCUCUCGCCGGCCAAGACAUGACCAACAUGAUGGUCAAGAUUCUCGCCGCCUCUUUCAUGGAACAGAACAAGGACAAGGUGCAGUUGCAGACCUUCAUUCGAGACGUCAAGGCCGCUGCCAAGCUGUGGAAGGAGGCCGAGCGGGCCAAGGCCAUUCUGUCGGCCAACCAGGAGGUGUCUGUGUCCAUUGAGGCCGUGCACAACGGUAUUGACUUCAAGACCACUGUCACCCGAGAUGACUAUGUCAGGAGCAUUGAGAAGAUUUCGACCCGACUCAACGGACCCCUCGAGAAGGCGCUCGCUGGCUUUGCCGACUCCCCCGUGGCUCUCAAGGACGUGAAGUCUGUGAUCCUGACCGGUGGUGUCACCAGAACCCCCGUCAUCCAGGAGAAGCUCAAGGAGCUGCUUGGCGACGUACCCAUUUCCAAGAAUGUCAACACUGAUGAGUCCAUUGUGCUCGGUUCUCUGCUUCGAGGUGUCGGUAUCUCCUCCAUCUUCAAGUCGCGAGACAUCAAGGUGAUUGACAGAACCCCCCACGAGUUUGAUCUGCGGCUCGACGUUCUUGGCGCCAAGGACGAGAUUCUGCGGUCCGAAAAGGCCAACGUCUUCUCCAAGGGCGCUGCCCAGGGCGAGAGUGUGGUGUCCAAGCUCGACAUCUCCGAGAUUGGCAACGCCAACCUGUACCUGCUUGAGGACGGUGAUUCGUUUGUGCGACUUGAUGUGCGGGAUAUGGACGCCAUCAAGAAGGAGCUCAAUUGCGAGAAGUCCGCUGAGUUGCACGUGCCCUUUGACCUGACUCUUUCUGGCACCAUCAAGGUCGGUAAGGCCAAGGUUGUGUGCAAGGGCGGCGAUGCCGAGGCUGAUGCUGAGGUCACCGUGGAUGACCCCGUGGAGGAUGUCGUUGUUGAAGAGGAGGUUGUCGAGGGUGAGACAGUUGAGGGCGACGCUAAGGCUGCCAAGGACUCCAAGGACUCCAAGGACUCCAAGAAGGCCUCCAAGAAGGUCGAUACCUCCCGGUACGUCCCCCACAAGACUCGGUUCGUCGGCACCAAGCCUCUAACCUCUGCUGCUAAGCUCAAGAUUUCCGGACACCUGCGAUCGCUCGCUCGAAAGGACGCCGAGCGACUCGCUACCUCCGACGCCGCCAACAAGCUUGAGUCCACCAUUUAUCACAUCAAGCAUCUGAUUGAGGACGCCGUUGACCAGGACAAGGUUGCCGACAUCAAGAAGAAGAUUGAGGACGCUGCUGCGUGGUUCGAGGAAGACGGUCUCACUGCAGGCAUCCAGGAGCUCACUGAGAAGCUCUCUGUGGUGCAGCCCCUGGAGGACUUUUUCAAGACUGCCGGUGAGGCUAUUGCCGAUAAGGCUACUGCUGCUGCUUCUGCUGCCGGCGAGUUUGUGGACCAGGCUGCUGCUGCUGCCGGUGUCAAGGCCGGCGAGGCCGCAGAUGCUGCCAAGGGAGCUGCUGAUGCUGCUGGCAAGAAGGCCAAGAAGGCCAAGAAGGCUGCCGGCAAGGCUGCUAGCCAGGCCGAGGAGGACGUGCUUGAUCAGCUUAAGGAUGCCAACGAUCUUAUCAAGAACAUUGCCCAGCUCGCCCGGGAGAGUGGCAACGAUGUGCCCAGUGAGGAGGAUAUUGAGCGGGAGAUGAAGCGAGCUGCUGAAGGCGGCGACUCUUCCGACUCUGCUGAUCUUUCCGGCCACCUCGAGACCCUCAUGGGCCUGCAGGACAUGCUCAACGAGCUUAACGGCGGCGAGGCUCCCUCUGCUCCCGGUCUGGACGUUACUGCGAUUGCCGGAAUCACCCGAACCAUCCAGCGGCUGUCCGACAAGCUGACCGAGCUCGGAACUCCUCCCAAGGAUGAGGACGACAUGUUCCGAAUGCUUGGCAUCGACCCCCAGACCUUCCACAAGUUCUCCGAGGAGGCGUUUGAGGACCAGGCUUCUCCUGCCGACCAGCUGAUGGACUCUAUUGGUUUCCUGCAGCAGGUUCUGGCCCAGGACGAGUCUCCCGAUCCUGCCGCCCUUGAGAAGAUGAGGGCCAACAUUGCCGAGCGACAGGAGCGGAUUGCCAAGGUGGCCGAGGUGGCUGAGCGAAACCAGAAGCGGCAGAUUGCUGCGCUGGAGAACAUGCUCAAGAACGCCGAGAAGACCAUUGACAUCAGCAUCUACAACCUCAAGCAGCAGGCCCCCAAGACUGCGUCGGUUGAGGACAAGAAGGCUGAGCAUGAUGAGUUGUAG